AUGUCUAAAUACAAUUUGGGAGACACAAUCAGAAAUCUUGAAGCUAUCUUUUACAAUAUGUUCUGCGGUAUCAUAGUGAUCAUCACAUACAUUUUGAGUGGUUCACGAAUGCAGUUGCUACAGACUAUAUUAGAAGUUUCUUCUAAGCUAUCCUUGGAAUCGUAUCAAAAGCUAUCCAGAUUAGUUCACGCGAAGGAUAUCUUAAGUAUUAUCUUCUUAAUUGUGCAAACAACUCUAUUUCUAUAUGGGGCCUGUUUCAAAAGUAUUAAUGACAAUUUGGCGUAUAUGCAAAUUCUCAUGACAAACGAUACACAACCUCGCGGUUCCAGUUCAAUUUGCCAUAUGCCGAGAAAUCAAUUUUUGCUAACCGAAUUGAAGAUCCUGAUGAAAUGGCACCUGAUGGUUAGCAACACUGUAAAAACGCUGAAUAUAAUCUUCAGUUUGCAAAUCCUUGCUAUUAUAAUUAUGUCCAUUUGUAACGUCACUUUUCAAGUGUAUUUCCGUGUAGUAAGAUGGAAAGAUGGAAUAUAUAUUAACUUUGAUAUAUACUUCGUCGACGCCCUUUUAACGGCAAUAGGAUAUUACGUUAUAAAUAUUAUAUUACUUAUGUGGGCCUGCGAGACUGUCAAGAAUCAAGCUCAAGAGAUCAGCACCACCGUUCACGACGCACUCAACAGUACCAAUAAUGAGCAGAUUAAGAAAGAGUUGCAACUAUUUUCUUUACAAAUACUGCAUCACGAAAAUAUAUUUUCGGUAAAGAGCCUCACUGUGGACGCAAAGCUUCUCGCAGCAAUGGCGGGAAACAUUACUACGCACUUAUUAAUUUUGAUACAAUUUCUAAAUGCGUCGCAUUCUUGCGAUACAAGGACAAUUAAUAAUAAUUAAAAAAGAUACACAGUAUUAUAUAAUGUGCAGAAAUGUGUACUGAUAUACAACUAACAAAGAAUAUUAAAUUGACAUUGUGUGAUCGUGCAAAAGAUGUCAA
Messenger RNA from Vollenhovia emeryi, 985 nucleotides. RefSeq lists its product as uncharacterized. The transcript is spliced from 4 exons. Lineage: Eukaryota; Metazoa; Arthropoda; Insecta; Hymenoptera; Formicidae. The record is from RefSeq and is a predicted model, not a curated record. Gene Ontology annotation, cellular component: membrane; axon; dendrite. Bases 1 to 885 code for a protein of 294 amino acids. Gene Ontology annotation, biological process: sensory perception of taste.